GUCGCUGUCAGGCCUACAGACGCAGCAGAUUCCAGUAGGGGCCAUUACAACCCUGGUCAACUACAAGAGACUCUGUUUUAGGACAAGAUCUGCUGAAAGAAAGAAAAACAGACUAUGAUGAAUCCAAUUGCAUGGUGUCUCUUUGUGGUGGCCAUGAGGUGUACCGCUGCCCAGGGGACCUCUUGUUCAUCCUCAGCCACUGAACUCACAAACCGUACAAGUCAAGCGGCUGCAGAUAUUGUCUUCUUACUGGAUGGGUCUGGGAGUGUGGCGGCAGACCAGUUCUUGGUCAUGAAAACAUUUGUGAAAAAUGUGACCAGGAGUCUCCUGCAGUUUAACACCUCAUUUGCCUUUGCACAGUACUCCAGUGGAACCAGCAUCCAUGUGACCUUUCAUCAGUUCCAGAGAACAGGAUGGGAAAAUCAGGUGGACAGUAUCAGCCAGAUAAGAGGAGGCACAAAUACUGCAGCUGCUAUCCAGAGAGUUGUGAACAGCCUGUUUGAUUCUUCUGCUGGAGCGAGACCUGAUGCCCAUAGAAUCCUCAUUGUCCUCACAGAUGGCCAAUCCUCGGAUGCUUCAAACUACCCCAGUGUCACAGCACUGGCUGAUGGAAAAAAUAUUACUAGAUACGCUAUUGGGAUUGGAAGUGCCUUUAUCAGUCAGUCAGCACAAGAUGAGCUCAGGAGUAUCGCAUCUUCACCAGAAUCAGACUACGUGUUUAGAGUGGACAACUUUGAGGCACUGGACAACAUCAGCAGCAGACUGGAGAAGAGCAUCAUGGUCUUAGAAGGGGUGAUCGCCACAACUUGUUCACCCAUAACUGUACCUGAGCCACCAGUGACUGCAAGCCAAGGGACCUCUUGUUCAUCCUCAGCCACUGAAUUCACAAACCGUACAAGUCAAGCGGCUGCAGAUAUUGUCUUCUUACUGGAUGGAUCUGGGAGUGUGGCGGCAGACCAGUUCUUGGUCAUGAAAACGUUUGUGAAAAAUGUGACCAGGAGUCUCCUGGAGUUUAACACCUCAUUUGCCUUUGCACAGUACUCCAGUGGAACCAGCAUCCACGUGACCUUUCAUCAGUUCCAGAGAACAGGAUGGGAAAAUCAGAUGGACAGUAUCAGCCAGAUAAGAGGAGGCACAUAUACUGCAGCUGCUAUCCAGACAGUUGUGAACAGCCUGUUUGAUUCUUCUGCUGGAGCGAGACCUGAUGCCCAUAGAAUCCUCAUUGUCCUCACAGAUGGCCAAUCCUCGGAUGCUUCAAACUACCCCAGUGUCACAGCACUGGCUGAUGGAAAAAAUAUUACUAGAUACGCUAUUGGGAUUGGAAGUGCCUUUAUCAGUCAGUCAGCACAAGAUGAGCUCAGGAGUAUUGCAUCUUCACCAGAAUCAGACUACGUGUUUAGAGUGGACAACUUUGAGGCACUGGACAACAUCAGCAGCAGACUGGAGAAGAGCAUCAUGGUCUUAGAAGGGGUGAUCGCUACAACUUGUUCACCCAUAACUGCAUCUGAGCCACCAGUGACUGCAAUCCAAGGGGUGACCUCUGCAACUUGUUUGCCUGUAGCCACGUCUGAACUCACAUACCAUACGAACCAAGCGGCUGCAGAUAUUGCCUUCCUGCUGGAUGGAUCUGGGAGUGUGGCGGCAGACGACUUCAUUGUCAUGAAAACGUUUGUAAAAAAUGUGACCGCAAGUCUCCUGGAGUUUAACACCUCAUUUGCCUUUGCACAGUACUCCAGUGGAACCAGCAUCCAUGUGAACUUUCAUCAGUUCCAGAGAACAGGAUGGGAAAAUCAGGUGGACAGUAUCAGCCAGAUAAGAGGAGGCACAAAUACUGCAAAUGCUAUCCAGACAGUUGUGAACAGCCUGUUUGAUUCUUCUGCUGGAGCGAGACCUGAUGCCCAUAGAAUCCUCAUUGUCCUCACAGAUGGCCAAUCCUCGGAUGCUUCAAACUACCCCAGUGUCACAGCACUGGCUGAUGGAAAAAAUAUUACUAGAUACGCUAUUGGGAUUGGAAGUGCCUUUAUCAGUCAGUCAGCACAAGAUGAGCUCAGGAGUAUUGCAUCUUCACCAGAAUCAGACUACGUGUUUAGAGUGGACAACUUUGAGGCACUGGACAACAUCAGCAGCAGACUGGAGAAGAGCAUCAUGGCCAUAGAAGGGGUCACUAGAGUUUGUUUACCCACGAAUACCAGCAAAGUGCCUGCAGUGCGUGUGAUCUGUAUGGAGAAGUUCAUGGCCUUUGAGCUGGAGAGAUCUGCUGCCAUUGGGCUCCAUGAAGACCACCUGCGGCUCAACGACCCCAACUGCACCCUCUACUCCAACGGCACCCAUGUGUUGGUCAACAUGUCGCUCACCGCCUGUGGGACCUUGAUGGAGGACGAUGGAGAAUAUCUAAUUUUUAAAAAUGAGGUGACAUCGUUCGAUGACCCCAAUGACAUCAUCACCAGGAGACAUGAAGUGGAGAUUGAGUUCUGCUGCAAGUACCCUAAAAGAAGUGGAGUGACCAUCGAGUUUGACAUCCACAGACCAUCCCACACCUUCAAACAGAAAGGCUUUGGCUCGUUCACCUACCAGUUUGAGUUCUUUCAGUCUGCUCAGUUUUUGCAGAUGAUGGACCCAAACACCUACCCACUGGACUUCAUCCUGGGAGACAUGAUGUACUGGCAGAUUGAAGCCAUCUGCUCUGUCCCAAACACAGAGCUCUUUGUGGAGUCCUGCAUUGCGGCCCCUAGUGACAACCCGAAUGAACCUCUUUCCUACAACAUCAUUGAGAAUGGAUGCAAGGUGGACGAGACUGUGCAGAUGUACUCCAGCCACCAGUCCAAAGUCCAGCUGGGGAUGAAGGCCUUCAAGUUCCUUGGGCUGCAUGACCAGGUGUUCAUCACCUGCUCGGUCAUCCUGUGUAAGGCUGGGGUACCUGGCAGCAGGUGCUCUCAGGGCUGCACCAACAGCUCCGUCUCAGGGCACCGAAUCAGCAAGAGGGAGGCUCCAUUCCAGACCGCCAAGCACUACAUUUCCCAGGGUCCCCUGCGCCUCAGACGAGAUGUGGCCAGCCCAGUUUCUUUGCAGGCCCAACCCACUGCAAACAUGAACCUUGUUGUUGUUGUUGGGGGUCUCCUGGUAGCUGUUGCUAUGGUGUGUGUACUGAUCUACAAGACUAGAGGGUCAAAGGUCAAAUAUGAGAGAGUGCCAUCCCCGGAUAUUUGAAAUAGCAGCUUUCAUUGGCCAGAUAGUGGACUACUCCUGUUACCCCUGCCUAUGUUCCUUCACAUAUAAAAGACAUAUCAGACACAGGUGUUUGCUUUUCAGAUUCAGAUUUUCUCAGGGAAAAUAAGGCAUAUGAUCAACUGAACAUACUCAAAAGGGGAGAAUUAGGAAAGCACUAUAGACACUUUCUCUCAAUUAUCUGGGGUUAUGAUGUUAUGAUAAUAGCUUCAGUUGUUUUUAAAGUGGGAUUUAUAUAGAUACAUUUUAUAUUGAGAUGCUGGGUUUAUUUAGAUAUAUAGGUAUACCGCCCUUUACUUCAUUGCAUAAUUAAUAGAUAAACAAUAUUCUCAGGGAUAAUAUACUUUAAGGUAGUAUUAGGAAACUAUUAGACUGUUUCUCGCAAUUAUUUGGGGUUAUGAUGUUCUGAUAAUAGCUUCUGUUUUUAUGAUGUGAGAUUAAAUAUUCAGAUUUUAUUUACAUAAAUGGGUAUAAUGUCCUUUACUUCACUGCUUAAUGAAUAAAUGACAUUCUUCA
Messenger RNA from Alosa alosa (allis shad), 3741 nucleotides. RefSeq names its product collagen alpha-5(VI) chain-like. The transcript is spliced from 26 exons. Bases 115 to 3207 code for a protein of 1030 amino acids. NCBI's taxonomy places the organism in Eukaryota, Metazoa, Chordata, Actinopteri, Clupeiformes, Clupeidae. The record is from RefSeq and is a predicted model, not a curated record.